AUGGAGUUACGCGAUAAUUGUCCUCUUAUGAAUUUGAAACUGGAAUUAAUUCGAUUACCAAAGUCUAAUUAUGUUCGAAAUGGAAAAGUGCAUUUUAAACGUCUGGGACAUUUGAAUGAAGAGCUUGAAUUUCGACGCAUUCCAAUUCCACCUCAGUUACCGACCGUUUUAUCCAAAAAAGAAUUGCUUUCAAUGCUCUCUAAACGAAAUGAACAUCGGAAACAAAUCCCUGAUAAUGUUGCUGGAAUAGUUGAUAUCCCAGAACAGGAAUAUAACGAUUACAAAGAUUCGGUAAGCUAG
Molecule: messenger RNA, 300 nt
Organism: Acanthocheilonema viteae
Lineage: Eukaryota; Metazoa; Nematoda; Chromadorea; Rhabditida; Onchocercidae
Source: the annotation of a GenBank genome assembly